This is a messenger RNA of Chilo suppressalis (striped riceborer), 1482 nucleotides long. The record is from the annotation of a GenBank genome assembly. Lineage: Eukaryota; Metazoa; Arthropoda; Insecta; Lepidoptera; Crambidae.
AUGCUUUCGGAGCGCAAAAUCCAAACACUAAUCAUUCAAGAUGAGUUACGUAACAGAUCUUCGUUUGUGCAACCCAAGAAAAGGAAAACAGCCCUGCAUACAGUUAAAGAGAAAGCCAAAAGUUACAUGGUACUAUUUUUAGAAACAUCUUCUAUACAUGGUUUGAAUCAUAUAGUGGCCAUUGGAAGGCAUCCCUUUGAAGUAAUUCUUUGGUUAAUUAUGGUGGCCCUAUCAGUAAUCGGAUCAGUAUACCUGUCGCAGACAACUUGGAUCCGCUAUCAGUUCUCCCCCACCGUCGUCUCUAUGGACCGUGACAUGUUCGCAUGGAACACCACCUUUCCCUGCGUCACCAUAUGCCCGAACAACCAGCUGGACAAAAUUAAAAUCGACAAAUACGUGCAAAAUUCAAAUGAACCUGAUAAAGAAAAGCUCGAGAAUUUCAUCAGAUCUCUUGCUAACGUCACUUACGACAACUUUGAAACUAUGCCGACAUACGAUGCCAUCCCAUCAGACAAGUAUUUAGAGCUUCUCCUCAACCUAUCAGCACACUUUAAGCCGACACUUACCAUUGGAGCUUCAGGAAUAAUGCUGAAUAUAAUACCGACUGUAACAGAGAUGGGACUUUGCUAUGCUGUGAACUCUAAAGUGGCUGUUUAUAAUUCUCCCUCGUAUAGAUCUGCCAACAGAUGGGACAUAAUCAAAUCGCCAAACGACACGUUCUUUGUGCAUCCACUAGAUGGAGAGGUGUUUGCGCAGGUCAUCAAUAUCUCCAACUCUUACGACGCUUACAUCCACGGCCCUUCCGAAGUUCCAGACAUAUCCAGCAAGAAGCAGCAUUCGGCCGAGGACUGCUACAUGAAACUGUAUCUCACCGCCCUCACUGUUUACACCGCCCCAGAAGCUGCCCGGCUGAGUGUUGCCCAGCGUCGCUGUCGUUUCCCCGAAGAGAACAACCUACAACAUAACUCUGUCUACACUUACACCAUGUGCCGUAUGGAGUGCCGCAUCAAGCUCUGCCUCAAGUACUGCCAGUGUAUCCCACAUUUCUAUCGGAAGAUCGGAGACGAGAAAAUAUGCGACGUGGCUGGAAUGCAUUGCCUCGGCAAACAUAGAGAUAUACUUUACAAAUUGCGAGACAAAGAUGGCAAGAAGAUCCAUUGCGACUGCCUGCCGAUAUGCGACGACGUCAACUAUGUUAUACAGUCCAGUAUCCUUCAAAAAUGGUUCCUUGGCACUAACCUUCAAUGGGGUAUCGUCAGCUACCCGAGGAUGAGAUACAGAAGGGACAUUAUCUUCGGCUUCACUGAUGUAUUGGUGGCAGUGGGUGGAAUGGCGGGACUGUUCCUGGGAUGCAGCGUGCUGAGUUUCAUGGAGAUCAUCUACUUCCUUACCUUGAGGCUCAUAUGCUACACCCACGCGGCUGUCACCAAGUAGCUGGUUAUCGGAUGAUAAAUAUAAUUUAGUAAAAAACACAAUUUUAUU